Molecule: messenger RNA, 1038 nt
Organism: Ogataea philodendri
Lineage: Eukaryota; Fungi; Ascomycota; Pichiomycetes; Pichiales; Pichiaceae
Exons: 1
Coding region: 1-1038 (345 amino acids)
Cellular component (GO): plasma membrane; fungal-type vacuole
Source: RefSeq, a predicted model, not a curated record
AUGGACGCUGGGAAAGACAGCACUCUGCUGCUGGCACACAAGAUUGCCGGCAAGCAGAUCGUAGCGAGUGAGCUAAUCUGUGAUGGUAUCGAUUACUUCAAACGCAUCUCUGCGGAAGUUCCAGAGCUGGUCAAGCGCGAGGGGCAUGAAUAUCUGAAAGGCAAGAAACCGUCUGUUGCGGGGAACGCCGUGUUUCUUGGUCUGAUGUCUUUUUUCCUCCUCUUCCACCUGAUCUAUGGUUUCUACAACAAACACAGGUGGUUUGCAGUCUCGUGGACCAUCGGGCUAGCUCUCGAGUUUGUCGGAUACUUGGGACGUAUUCUGCUGCACGGACAGAUGUCAUCGUUCAAUUACUAUGUGAUGCAGAUGGUCGGUUUGACAAUUGCACCCUGUUUCCUGAUGGCUGGUAUAUACUACCUGCUUGCUCAGGUGACCACAGUAGUCUCUCCUCGUCUGUCUCUGCUCCGUCCCAAUCAGUACACCUUUGUGUUCAUCGGGUGCGAUGUGCUGGCCAUCUUGCUGCAGUCUGCAGGAGGUGGACUCUCGUCGUCCAAUGCCGGCAACAGCUACCAGACCGGAAAGUCCAUUUUAAUUGCUGGCUUGAUUGUCCAGGUCGUUUCCAUGUUCUUCUUUCAGCUGUGCUGGUAUUCGUUCAUUUUCAGGUGGCGCAGGGAACACAACCGCCAUGGGGACGCCCACUUUGUCCCAGAAUACGCGGCCGUGAGACAGAGAAACAUAUUCACAAUUUUCCCUUACCUGGUCAGUAUUGCGGUCCUCCUCAUCUUCAUUCGCUCGAUAUACAGGAUCGCAGAGCUGUUUGACGGGUUCGACAGCAACCUUGCAACCAACGAAACCAUUUUUUUCAUCUUCGAAUCCGCCAUGAUGACAGGCGCAUGUUUAAUCCUCACCAUCGACCAUCCGGCAACCGCGUACGGAGGGCUGGUCAAGAUCGACCACAGCAUGAAGGCUGUGUUCAGCAUGGCCAACCAAGAGGCAGAUUUGCUCCGCAAAGAGGAAAGUGAAAUCCGCAUUCUGUGA